Molecule: messenger RNA, 2019 nt
Organism: Gossypium arboreum
Lineage: Eukaryota; Viridiplantae; Streptophyta; Magnoliopsida; Malvales; Malvaceae
Product: probable myosin-binding protein 5
Exons: 2
Coding region: 224-1834 (536 amino acids)
Molecular function (GO): myosin binding
Source: RefSeq, a predicted model, not a curated record
AUAGUCAAAAGAAGAAAAAAAAACUCAUCCAACCCUAAUCUUUGUUUCCUUUAAACUCCACAUUAACCUCCAUUUUCUUUCUCUCUUUGUCUCCCGCAACCAAAAAAGAGAGAGGGGGUUCAUGAUAUUGGUCUCCCUGUCAUGAUCUCCCUUCUCAAUAAUUAAUUAUACAUUUUAUAUAAAUAUAAUAUUUGGUUUUUUGGGUUCUUUAUAUAUUUUGGAGAUGGCGAAGCGAUCAUUUAAGCAAUUCGUAGAACAACAGCUGGGUGCAGUCCCCAAUUUCUUCAUUUACGCAUUGUUAGAAUGGAUUAUGAUCUUCAUGUUGUUCAUCGACGGCUUCAUCGCAUUAUUCGCCAAUGAAUUCGCCAAGUUCUUUGAGUUGCCGAUCCCUUGCUUGCUUUGUACCAGGCUUGACCGUCUCCUAGCUGGCCGAUCAACCGAUUUCUAUUACAACGAUUCUAUUUGCGACAACCAUAAGAAGAACGUGUCGUGUCUUGCUUUUUGUCAUGCUCAUAAGAAGCUCUCCGACAUACGGAGCUUGUGCGAGAGUUGUCUCUUGUCUUUUGCAACCGAGAGAGAAACCGAUUGUGAUACGUACAAAUCCUUGUUGGGGAUCUUGCAUAAGGAUAUUGAUCAGUUGUUGGUUGAUGAAGAUAAUGAAGUUCAAUUGUCUUUGCCUGGUGGUGCUAAAAAGGAUGAAGAAGUGGUUUUUGAGAAGAGUAAUGAUCAUCGGUGUACUUGUUGUGGGCAACCAUUGAAGGUGAAAUCUAUAGGUUCUAAUGGCUCUAAAGGAAAGAAUUCUUCCAUGUCUUCGUUAGCACCUUCGCCAUCUCCUCGGGCUCCGGCUAUUAAAUAUACGGAGCUCAAGCUUAAACCGGAUGAACCAGAGGUCCAGGAGGAUAAUGAUCGCUCAAAGGGACUUGAAAAGCCACUGAAGGAUGAUGGCAAGGGUGGUACACUGCCAUCGAUGCCAGAAGGUGAUGAAGAAGAUAAGACCCCCAACUUUAUGAAAGGAAACAGGUUCUUCGGGAUCCCCUUAUCGGACUCGGCAUCAAACAGUCCUCGGUGGACCCGAACUCCGAGGAAAGUACUGCUUCAAAAAACCGAGUUCGCGUCAGAGAUCGGCGAAGGCCAAGUCCCCAGCAGUCCUCGCAUGGAUCGUAAAUCACUAAUGGCAUUGUACAUGGAGCUUGACGAAGAACGAAGUGCAUCCGCCGUAGCGGCUUACAACGCGAUGGCGAUGAUCACCAGGUUACAAACCGAGAAAGCCGCCGUCCAAAUGGAAGCCUUACAGUACCAAAGAAUGAUGGAAGAACAAGCCGAAUACGAUCAAGAAGCACUUGAAGAGAUGAUCAAUUUAGUAGCCAAAAGAGAAGAUGAACUCAAUGAGUUAGAAGCCGAACUCGAAGCUUACAGAAAGAAAUACGGACGCUUACAAGAAGGCGAUUUCGAAAAGCAAGGAGAAGUGAACGUUGAAGGAGAUCAAGUGUUGAAAACGUCGUCGCUUUCAUCCUCCAAUGGUAAACCGGAAUCUACCGUCCCUGCUGGGGAUAAACCGGAGACUCAAAAUCAAUCCGUAUCGAAUCCCAUCAACCAGGACAAGAUCGGUGCGGAAGCCAUGAACAAACCCAAGAAAGUUUCCGAUUCGAAUCCGAGUCCGACGCCAGAGAAGACCGGAGGCGAAACCGUUGACUUACCCAAGAAAGCAAUGCGUCAAAUGGACCGGUUGAAAAUACUAGAAAAGAAAAUGCAUAUUUCAUCAAUGGGAAGGUUUCAAAGGAAUACGAGUGAGAUUAAUGAUGACGACAUGGAUGAAGAGCAGGAGCGUAGUUAGAUGUUGGGCUUUGAUGGCCUUUUGUUUCUGGUUUUUUGUAAUAUGGAAGAGCCUUUUUCUGAGCUCCAUUGCUUGUAACCUUUGUAUUGUUGAGAUUUUCUUAUUUCUAUUAUUAAGAUCGAGUAAAGAUAGUAGUAUUUUUGUAUGUUUUUAAUUAAACUCAUAUCACAUGGACGUUAUUUAAA